Haplochromis burtoni (Burton's mouthbrooder) is the source of this 1766-nucleotide messenger RNA. RefSeq names its product DNA-directed RNA polymerase II subunit RPB1. The record is from RefSeq and is a predicted model, not a curated record. The coding region runs from base 530 to 1285 and encodes 251 amino acids. Gene Ontology annotation, cellular component: plasma membrane. NCBI's taxonomy places the organism in Eukaryota, Metazoa, Chordata, Actinopteri, Cichliformes, Cichlidae. The transcript has 4 exons.
GGGCCACCUCGGUGUAGAGCCAUAUGGUACUCGAAUUAUUUCAGCUGCCAUGUAAACAAUUAGAUAAACAGGCUACAAAGAGGCUUAACCCACUACUGGCACACGUUGCUACUGUUUUUAACGGCCCGUUUGAUUGGUGGAAACAAAAUGCGGCAAUAUUGAAAUGAAUCUAAUCUAAUCUAAUGUUAUAAAAAUGGAAAACACAACAGUCUCAAUGUGUGACCCUGUAGCCACAAUCUUUCGAGAUCUGAGCUAAUCUUUUAAUCUCCUAUCACCAGGUUAACUCAGGCCAUUACAGCACUCAUGCAAACGGUCAUCUCAAAUCUGGUUUCUCACACAGUAAUUCGAUUGCAGUGUUUAUUUACACUGAGAGUAAUUACGCAGGGGCUGGCGGAUUUUGGGGAGAGACAAUGCUGCAAUGGGUCUUACAUAAAACAUUUCCAGAGCAAACUCUUCUCAUGUUUUCUUCUGAUUUCUAGAGGAAAAGUGUCGAGGCUUUUACACACUCCCCCCAGGAUCUGAAAAAGCAAUGCUUUGGCUGUCGCUGUCAAUGGAGCUCGUGAAUAUCGGUCUGCUGUUAAUCAGCUGCAUACUGCUGUCCGUGCAGCUGUGUAUCAGGGCCUGGUUUCCCUCUACGCAGCACUGGGGCCAGCUGCUCAAUGCUUUUGCAGCUGUCUUCACAGUCCUGGGAGGUCUGCUUGGGAUGGUCGGUCACAUGAUGUUCAUGCAGGUGUUUCAGACCACUGCCUCAAUGGGACCAGAAGACUUCAAGCCACAUAGUUACGGGUACUCCUGGGCAUUCUAUGUGGCCUGGCUUGGCUUCACCAUCUGCAUGGCUGCAGGUGUCUCCACCCUGAACAACUAUACCAAAAAGGUCCUGAUGGUGGGUCCCAGGCGUGCCUCCGACCUCAACCCCUGCAGCUUUAACUUUAUGGGACUCCUGCCACCUGCUCCUUACUACACACCACCAAAUCCUGCCUCCAACCUCACCUGUCCCCUGUCUCCUCCUCGGAUCUCCCACUUGUCUCCCUACUAUGCCCCCCCUUCGGAAACAUUGCCGCCCUCCGCCCCCACCCCAAGGCUCACGCACUCCCAUUCACUUCCUAUCUCGAUUUCUAACUCCUUCCCUCCUCCCCCCUCUCACCCUGCACCUGGAUCACCUUUUCACCGUCUGUCCCUGCCCUCACCAUCUCCCUCACCUACACCACCCGUCUCUUACCACACGACCCUCCCAAGACACCAGGAGAGUCAUUACGAGCAGGAAGAGGACUACAGCCCCCUCUGAGGACCUACACCUCUCUUAGAAAUGCUGUGUGCUGGGAAUAUUAAACUUUAUAGAACAUGGUCCCAAAUUCCCUCCAUUUCUCAGUUUGAGGUCCUGCACCCAUAGGUAGGUAACAAUCACAUUUACACAAUGUUAGAAAACACAAGUUCUGUACUGACAAAAUAUGUAAUAUUAACUUUUUCUGCUUGUUGUAAAUAAAUUUAAACACAGUUUUGCAUUCUCCUGUUUGUUGUGGAGGAAUUUUGGCCCACUUCUUUAUAACGUCUGUGAGCACAUGGGGAUAAUUUUGUGUUAAUACACAGAGGCAGUUAAAGAUAUACUUCGUUUUUCCUCUCUCUUUACUUCCUUCUAAACCCAUUCAUGUUACUAAUGGACGUCAUCUGUUGUGAGAUGUUGCCGUGUUUCUUCAUAAGUGUGUGAAUGUGAGAGUGAAUGAAUAGUGGAAUUGUAAAGCGCUUUGGGUGCCUAGAAAACCGCUAUA